AUGGAGAGCAGUACUCCUUUAGGAGUGAAAAAAGGUGCUUGGACUAAAGAAGAAGAUCUUCUUCUAAGGAGUUGCGUUGGAAAGUAUGGUGAAGGUAAUUGGCACCAAGUUCCUCUCAAGGCAGGUUUGAACAGAUGCAGGAAAAGCUGUAGACUGAGGUGGUUGAACUAUCUGAGCCCAAAUAUAAAGAGAGGAGACUUUACAUCAGAUGAAGUUGAUCUCAUUAUCAGACUUCAUAAGCUCUUAGGCAAUAGAUGGUCACUGAUUGCUGGUAGACUUCCGGGGAGGACGGGAAAUGAUGUGAAGAAUUACUGGAACAGCCGCCUGCGGAUUAAGCCUGUGGCUAGUGGCAAAAAAGCAAUACCCAAAGCCGAGAAGACCACCACAUCAUCAACCAAAGUCAUAAAGCCUCAACCUCGGAGAUUUUCAACCAGUCUAGUUUGGUUCAGUGGAAACACUACCACUACCACUACCACUACCACAACCAAUAAUGUAGACAACAACAUUCAAUCUGGAGACACUCUCACCAAUCCUUCUUACAGUGAUCUACAGGAUGUUGAUGAGAUUAUGUGGUGGGAUAAUAUGGAAUUAAUUGAUAAUGGAGUCACAUGGUCCAUGGGUGGUGGCUCACCCGAGGACCUCAUUACAGGGCUCUGGAGUACCCAUGAAACAGCUGCUACUGGAGUUGAUGAAAAUGGCAGUUUUGUCCAAGAUGGCAAGAUUAAUAUUGGUGUGAAUGAUACGGGAUGGGACCUUUGGGAUCAUCUGUGA
Cornus florida is the source of this 771-nucleotide messenger RNA. RefSeq names its product transcription factor MYB114-like. Bases 1 to 771 code for a protein of 256 amino acids. Lineage: Eukaryota; Viridiplantae; Streptophyta; Magnoliopsida; Cornales; Cornaceae. The transcript has 3 exons. The record is from RefSeq and is a predicted model, not a curated record.